AUGCCCGCGCAGGGCGGGGAGCGCCAUGAAGGCCGCAAGAACUACGUCUUCGUCGAUGAACACAACAGGCACAAGCGGCUAAAAGUGAUGAGAGCCUGCAAUGGCUGUCGCAAACGCAAGAUCAAGUGCGAUUCGGCGACGACCAACAUCUGGCCGUGUUCCGCCUGCACCAGACUGAAGCUGGUCUGCAUUCCGCCGUCCAUCGACCAGGAGGGAGAGGCCUCGGGCCACGAACAGAUACUCGACUUCAGCCAGCCCAUGCUCAACCAGAGCUCCGGCAGCAUCACCUCUGCUGCCUCCUCGCAGCCGCUCUCGAUAGCGAGCACCCAGCCGUCCUUCCACGCGCGAGAAUACUAUCCCGCCGAACCCUCGCGCCGGGCCGGUGACCUGCGCGGCUACGAGAGCGAUUCCCAGCUAUACCAGUCGCAACAGCCGUACCUGACCUCUCCCACCGACGACGGUCGAUUCUACCACCACUCGCCCCUCGAUGCGUCUGCGUCGAUGCAGCAGUCCUUUCACUAUGCUCCGACCUCCCACCCGCCGCCGCAUCCUCGAGAUCCGCCGCAUGCUCUCCCGCACCAGUCUCAUCCGCCUCCGCCACAGUUCACCGUAUCGACCCCCCAGCAGCCACUGAUACAAGUCGCAGAGCCGCCGCAGGACACCCACCCACAGGAUCUCACACACGCAUUCGACGAGCUCAAGAUUGACGAGACAGGCAUUGCUCCGUAUAUCAAUCAAGAGUCAAAAGACCACUCGAAGUCCCGAACGGCCCUGACAGAAUGCGAAGAGUCGCUUCCCUCGCUGUACAGCGGAUCCGGCUCGUCUCUUCAGUUCCCGGCAGAGCUGAUGCCUUCGGACAGCGAGGCAAUGGGGUAUUUCAAGAUCUACUUUGACGAUAUACAUCCAUACCUGCCCGUCGUGCCGAGAAACUACUUCUACGAGCAGUGGCGGCGCGAGAAAUGGGAUAUCUCGCCUUUACUGCUGAGCGCCCUGUUCGCGUGCUCGGCCAGGGCGCUGAACGAUACAGCAAAAGCUACAAAGUGGCUUGCCCUAGCUAAUAAGUUCGAACCCGAGUUCAUGGAAGCACCGCGUCUGAGCACCGUUCAGGCACUGUUGCUCAUCAUGAAGGCGCGAGAGGCAAUGCCCCGUCCCGGAUACUACUACCGAUCGUGGCAGACAGUAAAGACCAUAAUUUCCAUGUCCAAGGAUCUGGAGCUCCAUCAACAUUACCAGUACCACGCCGAGGGGAAACUGUGUGGCUACGAUACGGUGGAAUGUCUCAUCCGCACGCGCGUUUGGCAGACGACCCUCGUCGUGGAAAUCAUGGUCGGAGGCCCGCAGGGCCGCUCCGAAUUCGGUGUCGAAACAGAUACGGUAGAAACCCGGCCGUCAUGGGAUAUCCCGAACCUCGAUGCCUACGAAGCCGAACGGUCCCGCCAAUUCGGCUAUUUCGUCCACAACGCCCUCAACAUCAGACGCAUAGUUGACACCUUCCACAAAUUAAAGAAAACAAAGGACUGGGGCGCCAACCCACAGUUUUCCAGGAAUAACCCUCUUUUCGAAGCAUGGUAUAACAGCCUCCCACCGGAUCUCAUGGUGACUUAUCCACCAGACGGCUCGCCACCGUGGAUACCCUCCCAUUUUGUUGCCAAUAUGCAUUCCCACUUCGAGCUGGCAAAGGUCAUGCUCCAUCGCCCGCAGUUUGUGGCUGCGAGCUCUUUCCCCGCAGGCGGAGAAUGGAGACAUCAUUUUUCUAUAUGCUAUCGCUCGGCUAAGGCGCUGUGUCGACUGCAAGAGGCCCUUCUAUCGUCGUUCGGGGUGGCGGGAUUCCUAUGCAUGCAGAGAGGGAUCAAUUUCUCCAUCUACUGCAUCUUGACUAGUGUCAUGUUACACUUGAUCGCUAUCACGUCUCCUGAUCCGGAGUUUAACAAGGAUUCAAGGUCUUACUUUACACGCCACAUGCGCGUGCUGGAACAGUGUAGUUCGUCCUGGCCAAUGACCGACCUGCAGUCACAGCUUGCUGCUCUCCGUCUGGCCUUCUCCGCCGAUAUCAACAAGCCGUUCGAGCUCAAACCUACUUUCCCAUAUGGCAGCCCAGCUGCCCAGUCAACUCAACCGUUACCGGCUAGCGAGCCGCUAUACCAUUCCCCGUCCUAUAGCGAGGGCCCCCACGAAGCUACCCCGUCACAUCUAUCCUUCAACGACUCCUACCCCAUCAGUCCUCCCGUAUCCGCCCAAACAAGUGCCAAACCAGAGUCGCCUGCCACGGGCAAUUAUGGCCUCCUACAACCGUACGAUACUACACGUCCACCACCUACUAUGAACGUACCGCUAGUGGAUGAGAAUAGCUGGAACCCUUCUAGAAUCAUAACGCAAUGGGACCUUGCUUUUGCAGGAAACAUAAACUCCAAUUCCCCACCAUCCGCCACAUCGAGCUCCACAACCAGCACCGUGAUGCCCGACCCGCAUUCAUUAUAUCCUUCCUCGCUCUCAACCACAAGCCCUGCCUCUGCGCCCCAAUACCCGGACUAUUCACAAACCACCCUUGUACCAUUGGUCGACCCGAACCAUGCACCACAAGUCUCCAUGCCUACACAGCAAUAUAACAUGCUACCUGUCGUGAUGGGUGCGCGUGACUGGCAAAGGAGUGUCGCCAGCGUCAUCGAUCCCGAAGGCGCGAAGCGACGAUGGGAUGAUACCGACGAUUAUGGCGGCGAGCAAUCUAAGCGGAGGAGAUGA
This is a messenger RNA of Arthroderma uncinatum, 2739 nucleotides long. RefSeq names its product putative C6 finger domain protein. The transcript has 8 exons. Lineage: Eukaryota; Fungi; Ascomycota; Eurotiomycetes; Onygenales; Arthrodermataceae. Gene Ontology annotation, biological process: DNA-templated transcription; regulation of DNA-templated transcription. Gene Ontology annotation, molecular function: DNA binding; zinc ion binding; DNA-binding transcription factor activity, RNA polymerase II-specific. Bases 1 to 2739 code for a protein of 912 amino acids. The record is from RefSeq and is a predicted model, not a curated record.